UCGUGGCAUCAGUGUCAACGGGGCGCUGUCUCGGCGGUGAUUAGCAGCAGCAACAGCAGCAGCAAGCGGCGGUAGCUUCGCGUUUUAAAAAAACAUCAACAAUCGCAGCGGAUCGCAAGCCAUGGCCGACCCCAAGUACGCGAACCUCCCAGGAAUCGCCCUCAACGAGCCGGAUGUGUUCGAGACGACAGAUUUACCCGAGGACGACCAAGCACAGUUUGAGUCCGAGGAGCUGAACAGCGUGAGCGUGGAGCGCAUCGUCGUGAGUCCCAACGCGGCGUUCGACGAGUUCAAGGAAAAGCACGUCUCCUCGAAGGACACGGAUUUUUCCGAUAGGAUAAGCAAGGGACGCAGAACUGGAUAUGAGGCCGGGGAUUAUGAAAUGCUAGAGGAUGGAAGCAAGGCCAAGGAGACGCCACAGCAGUGGUACCAGCGUCUGCAGCACGAGAUCCGAGAGCUGGCUGAGGAGGUGCAGUCAGUACAGACGCUGGCACAAGACACGGAUAAGGAGGACAAGCUGAGCCCCGUGGUGCUGUCGGAGCAGGUCUCUGGGCUCCGGCAGCAGCUGGCCUCGCUGCAGCUAGAGCGAUCGCUAGGCCCCCAUGCCUCCCUUGACCUGGCCGACCCCCACGGAGCGCUCGCCAAGCGGCUGCUGACUCAGCUGGACACGCUGAAGAGCGGGCGUCCUGACGGUGCCGAGUCCAAGGGCUCUGGCAAGGCUGGCGGGGACGGCGCCAUCAUCACAUACGAGCUGCUCUACCGGCCUGAGCACGACAAGUUCCAGCACGUGGCCAAGGCGGCCGACAUGGAGAAGAGGCUGAGCGAGCUAGAGGCGGUGGUUGGGAAGGCUCCAGACAAGCCGAAUCCCAUCGCUGUUGGCUUGCAGAGUUCAACUGUCAUGGGGGCCUUGGAGCUCAUGCAGCUGAGGUUGGGAGUCUUGGACCCGGCCAACCUGGACCAAAUCGAGGCUCGGCUGCAGGGCGUGCUGGGAAAGUUGAACGAGGUGACCAAACAGAAGGAUUACGCAGAGGAGGCUGAGACCCAGAGCAAGGUGACUAAGCUAUACGAGAUGAUGGAACGGUGGGACUCUGUGGCAGACGCUCUGCCCCGUGUUGCGGAGCGGCUCCGUGCACUCAAAGAGCUCCAUGAGCAAGCAAUGCAGUUCGGGCAACUGCUGAGUCACCUGGAGUCAACCCAGCACAUGAUCUCGAGCUCCGUGCAGACCAACUCCUCGCUGCUGACCCAGCUCAACAAGACGAUGAAGGACAACGCCGGUUCCAUCGAGAAGAACUUCACGGGCCUCGAGUCGAGGAUGCGCUCGCUGUGCGAGUGAGACUCGUACGCUCCUCCCUUCUCUUCCGCCCGCCCAGCCUCGCUCGUCCGUGUGCCCGCACCUUUUUGUUCGCCCGCCCUCACUUUGUCUGCUCGCCGAUAUAACUGUCCUUCCGGCCCCGCUCGAGCAGUGGCGGAUUGUGGCACCAGGUUGAGGAGACGACAAACUUCCGUCUUCAGUUUUGAACGUCUCAGGUCACGUGCAUAUAUGGAUUUGUUGAGUAACAGGUAGGUAUGUGGUGAUUCCCACCCCCCCCCCCACCACUACCCCCCCCCAGCAAGUCAAUGAACUGUUGGAAUUAACGAUGUCCAUUUCGACAUUGGCAUUUAGCUCCUGAACGUAUUGCCAUACGAAAGUGUAGAUUGAAUUGUUUCGACUUCGCUUUGCGAUUUAAUUUUAAAAUCCCUAUCGUAAAAAUUUUCGUUUGUAUCAUUUUCAUUGCACCAUUGCCUAAAAGUAACAUGAAUAUAUAAUCUCCUUAAAUUGCUAAUAAUUGUUUAUGAUGCAUGUAUCAUUACAUUGAGGAUACAUUUGAAACGAUGGAUACAUGCAUUAUUUGCUAAAUAACUGAAAUUUGAAGGCAGUGGCUUCAUCAUCACCAUCACCAUCAGCACUUUCUCCACCAGAUGACCACACUUGGCCCAUGCCAUUCCCAGGAGAACUGGCCAGAUAGGAGCCCAGCACCUGUGCAUCGCCAUCAUCAUCAUCAUCAUCGUGCAUUACCUUUGUAUUCCAAUCAUCAGUAAUUCCAUUUUUGCAACAACAAUUGAGACUGGGACACACACGAGGUGGAGUUUGUGGCCUCGUCGAAUUUUGGCGCGACCCUCUGCUACUGCCUCCCACCCGUUGCAAGUUGGCGUCCCAGAGUCCCAAGCCAGACUUGCACUGCCACGCUCGCGGGCGUCAAUUAUUGAUUCACGUUUGAUUGCAAAUAUUUCCUCUUAUUAAAGUGUGCUGUCGUUAGCAUGAAACCAAUACUGUAUAUUAAAAAGUACUUUUGACAUAAUAUCCGUCAAUUAAUGUCGAGGGUGUAAUUGCAGUGAAGGAAAGAAACAAUGAGGCACCAUUUUGCAGAAAUGCACCUAGAAAAAAUUUGCAUCACACAGAGCGAUAUUUAAACACAUUUACAUGUGGACAGCCGUGUAGAGAGUCCUAACUCGCAUUACCUCAUGGAACACGAAGUCGUUUAUAGCUAUUUUCCAAUCGACAACCAAGCUGCAACUGUGCCAUGCCGAGCCAGCCUGGCACAGUUUAGGAGGCACCAGAUUUUUCCACUGCAGAAGGCAAGCCAUGCCACUGAUGUCACCAAGAACUUGUCAUUCGCUUCACCCCUGGCAGUGUUUGACCCCAAACCAGAUUAAGAUGUGAGGAUGGUAUAUCGGGUUGCUUCUGGCUUGGCACAGAAGAUAGUGACAUUUCACCUGUUAUGUUCGGGCUUUGUGCUGGCUCAUGUCGGAUGUUGCUGCUGGAAAAGGGGUAUCAGUGGUUGAAACGUAAUUUCAGGAGGUGGCUUUCAGACAGACGAGCUUACUCGUGGCUCCAUCUUGGCCUAUUAGGAAAGGUGUUUUAUAUUUUAAUGUCAAAUGUUGCAGCAGCUUUUAUCAUGUCAGACAGACAUCUCAACAACCAGAAAUCCAUGCUGUUGAAUCCCUGCCUCAGUUGAAGUACAGGCUGCAAGACCUUCCGCUUUUACUACGCUCCCCAGUGUGGUGACGUAUGAUCAAUUAACCCCCAUGAUUAAAAAUGGGAAGGUCAUCCAGCCAUGUGGAUUGAUAAAGGGCUGUACAUUGUUAUUGUUGGUCUAAAUUAUAUACAGUGUGCUCACUGUGUACAGUGUCUUGAGAUGCAGUCACAAUUAGACCCCGAUAUGAAUCCAAAUUGUAUCUAAACCACUGUGCUGUCCACACGCUUCGGCUUGUCAGCGAAAUAAAAAAACACUAUGUACUUUA
This is a messenger RNA of Lethenteron reissneri (Far Eastern brook lamprey), 3282 nucleotides long. It is a transcript of the gene DCTN2, whose product is annotated as dynactin subunit 2. The record is from RefSeq and is a predicted model, not a curated record. NCBI's taxonomy places the organism in Eukaryota, Metazoa, Chordata, Hyperoartia, Petromyzontiformes, Petromyzontidae. Gene Ontology annotation, biological process: microtubule-based process. Gene Ontology annotation, cellular component: dynactin complex.